Molecule: messenger RNA, 2793 nt
Organism: Macaca mulatta (Rhesus monkey)
Lineage: Eukaryota; Metazoa; Chordata; Mammalia; Primates; Cercopithecidae
Gene: IL22RA2
Product: interleukin 22 receptor subunit alpha 2
Biological process (GO): cytokine-mediated signaling pathway
Cellular component (GO): plasma membrane
Molecular function (GO): protein binding; cytokine receptor activity
Source: RefSeq, a predicted model, not a curated record
CUCACUUUAUCACUACUCACUAUAGAGCCCUGGUCAAGUUCUCUCCACCUCUCUAUCUAUGUCUCAGUUUCUUCAUCUGUAACAUCAAAUGAAUAAUAGUACCAACCUCCUAGGCUUCUUACGAGGAUUAACAAAGACAAAAUAUGGGAAAAACGUAACAUGGUGUCCCAUAAUUAUGAGAUCUUAUUAUUGACACUACAGUGGUAUUAAAAUUACCAAAAGGAAGACAGCAUCUUUUUCCUCUUUGGUCCUGAGCUGGUUAAAGGGAACACUGGUUGCCUGAACAGUCACACUUGCAACCAUGAUGCCUAAACAUUGCUUUCUAGGCUUCCUCAUCAGUUUCUUCCUUACUGGUGUAGCAGGAACUCAGCCAGCACAUGAGUCUCUGAAGCCUCAGAGGGUACAAUUUCAGUCCCGAAAUUUUCACAACAUUUUGCAAUGGCAGCCUGGGAGGGCACUUACUGGCAACAGCAGUGUCUAUUUUGUGCAGUACAAAAUAUAUGGACAGAGACAAUGGAAAAAUAAGGAAGACUGUUGGGGUACUCAAGAACUCUUUUGUGACCUUACCAGUGAAACCUCAGACAUACAGGAGCCUUAUUACGGGAGGGUGAGGGCGGCCUCGGCUGGGAGCUACUCAGACUGGAGCAUGACGCCGCGGUUCACUCCCUGGUGGGAAACAAAAAUAGAUCCUCCAGUCAUGAACAUAACCCAAGUCAAUGGAUCUUUGUUGGUAAUUCUCCAUGCUCCAAAUUUACCACAAAGAUACCAAAAGGAAAAAAAUAUAUCUAUAGAAGAUUACUAUGAACUAGUAUACCGAGUUUUUAUAAUUAACAAUUCACUAGAAAAGGAGCAAAAGGUUUAUGAAGGGGCUCACAGAGUUGUUGAAAUUGAAGCUCUACCACCACAUUCCAGCUACUGUGUAGUGGCUGAAAUAUAUCAGCCCAUGUUAGACAGAAGAAGUCAGAGAAGUGAAGAGAGAUGUGUGGAAAUGCCAUGACUUGUGGAAUUUGGCACUCAGCCAUGUGGAAAUUCUGAAGCUCCCUGAGAAUGGGAUGACUCGUGUUUGAAGGAUCUUAUUUAAAGUUGUUUUUGUAUUUUCUUAAAGCAAUAUUCACUGUUAUACCUUGGGGACUUCUUUGUUUACCCAUUCUUUCAUCCUUUAUAUUUCAUUGGUAAACUAUAUUUGAACGACAUUCCCCCAAAAAAUUGAAAUGUAAAGACGAGGCAGAGAAUAAAGGGUUCUAUGAAAUUUGGAACUUUAUCUCUGAAUGUAACAUCCCUAAUAACAACCUUCAUUCUAAGACAGCAAAAUAAAAAUUUAACAACCAAUGAAUAGUAUUUAAGAAAAUGUUGAAAUAAGUUUUUUAAAAUAGCGUUACAGACUGAAGCAGUCCUGAAGCAAUAGGUUUUCACUCUCUUAUUGAGCCAAUUAAAUUGACAUUGCUAUGACAAUUUAAAAUUUCUAUAUGGAUGAAUAUUUUUCAUGCAUUUCUAUUUUAUAUGAAUAUAUUUUUAUGUAUUUAUUAUUAUUAAAUAUUUCUACUUAAUGAAUCGAAAUUUUGUUUUAAAUUCUACUUUAGGUAAAUAAGAACAGGUGUUGGGGGAAAAAACUUAUGAUUUCUAGAUUGAUAUCUGAUUUAAAACUAUCAACAACAAGGAAGUCUACUCUAUACAACUGUCCCUCAUUUAAAAGAUGUAUUAAGGUUUUCUUUUCUAUGUUUGUUUUUGUUUUGUUUAGUUUUUAAUCCUGUCUUAGAAUAAUUUAUCUUUAUCCUCAAAAUUAAAUGUAAUUGUUUUAGUGACAAAGAAGAAAAGAGACCUUAUUACUCAACCUUUCUGGCCAAGUAUGUCUUGCUUGUAGCACCUUCCUCAUCUCUAUACAGGAGGAUCCCAUGAAUGAUGGUUUAUUGGGAACUGCUGCAGUCCAUGCAGAGAACUCAGCUUGAAGCUGGAAGCACACAGUGGGUAGUAGGAGAAGGACUGGUGUUGGUGGGUGCCUACAGAGAUUAUAGAGCUAAACAAAGCCCUCCAAACUGGCACCUCCUGCCCACUGCCUCUCCUGAGUAGAAAUCUGGUGACCUAAGGCUCAGUGUGGUCAACAGAAAGUUGCCUUCUUCACUUCAGGCUAAGUCUUUAUUAUGUUUAAGGUUGUCUUUCUAGUGAGGAGAUACGUAUCAAAGAACAUUUGUACAAUUCCCCAUGAAAAUUGCUCCAAAGUAUGAUUAACAAUAUAGUCAGUGCUUCUGGUUAUAUACAAGUAAUCAGUGAUAAAUGGAUUUAAAAAUAUUCAGAAAUGUAUUGGGGGCUGGAGGAGAAUAAGAGGCAGAGCAAGAGCUAGAGAAUUGGUUUCCUUGCUUCCCUGUAUGCUCAGAAAACAUUGAUUUGAGCAUAGAUGCAGAGACUGAAAAAAAAAUUUACUUUGAUCUCUGUUUUUGAAUUAUUAUUUAUAUCUUGCUUACUAACUUUUUUGCAUUUUGUCCUUUUGUGGGGAGGGCAAUGAAUUAAGAGUAAUGGGGUGGGUGGGGAGUAAGUAAAAUUUCAAACAGCAUUUUAGUGAAUGCAAUUCAGUAGUCCUGAAGCCUGAUUUAAUAAAACAAAAUUCAUUUAUGGUUGUUUCAUGAAAGUUAUUAGAUAGCAUCAAAUUUUGUUUGUAUGUUGUUUGCCUUGCUCUGGUUUUGCUUUUGUGCUUAGGCAAGUGCAAAAUACUCUGUGAAAAUCAUAAUUGUCAUCUUCUUCAUUGUGUUAGGGAUAUAUUGUCACACGAUUUCAAUAAAUCCUUUAAUUUUUUGCUUU